UUUGACAAAUUGAGAAUUGAUUAUGAUUGAAAAUGAACACGUUAUGAUGACUAAGAAAUCAAAAUUCAAAAACUUCCUACUUGGUAUUCGCUUUCCCAUUUACAAUCAUAAUGAAAUAUUGAACUGAUGUCCAUGAAAAAUACUACCAUCAGCGGUAUAAAAAGGGAAGAAUGGAUGCCUUGCCCCAAAGUUGAUAUAGACUACCCAGGUCUAGCCUAUUUAUGUUCUUUAGAUGAACUCAUAUUGGUCGAGGAAACUCAUAAAUUGCAUGAUUUAAUAGGACUUAGAAGGAAAGAUACAAGCUACACGAUCAUCAACAAUCAAGGCCAAAAAGUAUUUCUAGCAGUUCAAAAAGGCAAAUAUAAAUUUGAAAUCAGGAUAUACAAUGUUUAUGGCAAUGAAAUAAUAAAAGUGAAUAGACCAUACUCAUGGUGUCUAAAUAAAGCAUUAAUUUGGGCUCCACCUGGAAACUUUGUAGGAUCCGUGCAAGAAACAAAAUCUUGCCUGAAAACUUACCUUGUAAAGAACCAUUUAGGUGAAAAGGUUUUGAAAAUAAAAGCAAGAGGGUUCACAAAGGACGAUGUUUACAGCAUUUUUUCGCAAAGCGAAGUGGUUGGACUUGUCACCACUAGAUGGCGUUAUGCAGUUUCAUUUCCUAUUGAAAUGGAUGUUCCCAUAAAGUGCAUUUUGCUCGGCGCCUGUUUUCUGAUUUGCUGGAAGAACCAACAUUUCCUAUAA
Messenger RNA from Maniola jurtina (meadow brown), 738 nucleotides. Its product is annotated as phospholipid scramblase 2-like. The record is from RefSeq and is a predicted model, not a curated record. Lineage: Eukaryota; Metazoa; Arthropoda; Insecta; Lepidoptera; Nymphalidae. Gene Ontology annotation, cellular component: plasma membrane. Gene Ontology annotation, biological process: plasma membrane phospholipid scrambling. Gene Ontology annotation, molecular function: phospholipid scramblase activity. The transcript has a single exon. The coding region runs from base 127 to 738 and encodes 203 amino acids.